Messenger RNA from Symsagittifera roscoffensis, 4731 nucleotides. RefSeq lists its product as uncharacterized. Lineage: Eukaryota; Metazoa; Xenacoelomorpha; Acoela; Convolutidae. Gene Ontology annotation, cellular component: cytoplasm. The record is from RefSeq and is a predicted model, not a curated record. The transcript has 20 exons. The coding region runs from base 1097 to 4534 and encodes 1145 amino acids.
UGAAGGGUUAGUUGUGGUAGUGUUGAAUGGUUAGUUGAGGCAACUAUGUGUGUAUAAAUAUCAAAUCAAACGAAAGGCAACUCAUUCCGCGAUUUUGCACUCUGUUGGGAAUCCCAGAAAGCUAACAAGAUUGCUCUCAGGGAGCUUUAUUAGUGCAGAACCAGCCAAUAUUUCCCAAUCGAACUGCAAACUUUGCCGAAUCUCCGAACCAGUCUCUUAAACGACCUCUGAAUCCCCAAUUGUUCUACACGCCUCCACAGCUUCUGAAUCAAGAAGAACCAGCUCGUAAAGCAAACAGAUCCACCUCGACCCUCUCGGAUUCCAAAACAGGAAGUAGUCUUGGAUCUCUUUCGGCCAAUCGCAGUCCAGAGUUACCGCCUACUCCUCCAUCCCCGCUUUAUUCGAAGUACAUAUUAGAAGAACGUGCGAAUAAACGAAGCAGCACAGCAAAGUUAAGAGCUUCGACCAGUGCUAGUUGGUUGAACUGUUCUUCAAAUUACCAGACGCUGUUUGAUUUGUCUUUAGAUCAGCCCGAAAAUUCGGAAAAUCAGAAUCCGGCUCCAACCUCAGAUAGGGACAACGUAUUUUCACCCGAAAAGCAGGUAGAGUCGACAAAUAGCUUCGGAUCCCAUACGAGCGAAGUUUCAUCCGCCACUACAACUUCAGGCCAGCAGAAUAUUACGUCAUCAAAUCAGUUCACACCUUCUAAAAAUAACCUUAAAAAUGACUGCGUGAUCAAUUGUUCCAAUUGUAGACACGACAGUAAAAACUUUUGUGGCUCGGAAAAAUUGAGUUCGGAGCCGUUAGAACCCCCGGAAUCGAGCAAGAAAUCUUCAUUAGUCGAUAUUUUGAUUUCACCAGCACGAAAAAAUUUAAUUUUUCAUUCAGGCAGAACAGAAUCAAACACUCGACUUCAGAAAAUUGUAUUAAGUGUUCGAGUUUUGGCUCUUUUCGGUUCUCGCAAAAUCCGGCAAAGUUUUUGACCAAAUCACCUAAGAAGCAACCAAAUAGCAACUCGAGUUUGAGUUUUCCAAGAGAGACUAAAUUUAGCAUCACUACAUUUUCGUCGCCCGAGCCAGAGACAUUUGUUCUAAAAAUGAAGAUAAAAGAAAAAUUGAAGCCGAGAAGUCUGAGCACUUCGGGUCGAGCGGGAUCGAAGAAAUCUUCUGAGUUUUCCGAGUUGCACUUCGGGAGGAAGACUGACUCGGAUUUUGAGGAUGACGGAGGAUUUUCACAGUUCCAGGAGUUGCAGCAGAGCUUCUUUAAUCGCAGGGGAAGGCAAGGCAGUGACAGUGGCUCUCACACAGCCCACAGGAGUGGGGACCCACAUGAGCAUACGAUGGAGUACAACACUGCAGGGGGUCCAGUCACCACCAUCACCAGAAGGGUGCGUAGUGUGGUGGAUAAACCUGGGAGUGCGGCUGGCAAACACGGAAAGGACCACAGCAACUGCGAGAAAUGCAACAAAGCACAGCCGGACUUGUUCCAGACACUGGCACUCACACACAACAAGAGAUCGCCCAGUGGAGAUGUUUGGGAUGGCGCCGGAGGACCGGCAGGUGGGGGUCCCCUGGGGGGAGGAAACAGACCCAGAUACGCCUCGGAGUCCAACUUGCUCAGGGCUCCUAUGAAGCCAAUGGCACCCUACGGAUACUCACCAUCUGUGCAAAAUGUGUAUUUGCCUAAUGGUGCCACGCCCCAUACUAUGAGGCGACCAUUCGGCGGUCUCGGAGGACCAGGAGGGGCGGGAACAGUUGUCCCCUCGAACACCUGCUAUGUUCAAUGGGGCACUGAAGUGAAGAAACUGUCUCUACCUCUCGCACAUCCGCCCUACUACGAUGAAAACAGUGGUUUGGCUGGUGGCGAUCAGGACAGAAGUGUGGCUCUGAAUAACAUGAGGGAGCUGCAUGGUCUCCUGGUGUCUCUCUUCCCAAUCGCAGUGACUGAGGAGGAUCUCUCUUCCAAGAAGAAAGUAGUCUACAUCAAGGACGAGAACACAGGCAUAUUCUACGAACUGGAGGAUAUAACUGACGUGAAGCCGCGUUGUUUCCUGUCUAUCCGGGACUACGCAUCGGCUGCGUCGGGAACCUUGCCGCACAGCAAGAGUGGCCACGGGAUAUAUGACAAGGCAGACGGCACUCCAGGCAGUGGGACAGGCCCUGGAAUGGGGAGACUGGGGUCGGGGACAGGUGCUAGACCGCCACUGAAGCUAUCGGUCUUCCAACCAGUUGCACCUAGUGGACGAACUAACUCAGACGGUCGUGGAUCGGCUCCACUUGUCCACCCGAAGGCAACCGGAGGCGGUAGUCAGCCGGCGGGACUGGAUCAACUAGACCGGGAGAGAAGCAGUUCUUUCGCUAGUAGAGACCAAACAGGCAGAGGUCUAGGCAGGGGAGGGGGUGCUCAGACACUGGGCAGGAACUUCACAGCGGGAUCCUCCAUUAAGGCCCAAAAUACUUCUAGGACAAUGGCGACUCCUCCUGGUCCGAGGAUCUCUCAAAAUGAAGAUACCAUUUCCCCAGAAACUGAAGGCGAUGUUUACCUCGCGAAGACUCCUCCGGGAUUUUUGGGAAUCGAUCAGGAUGAUGGUUCAGGUGACAGAGAUGGGACAGAAUCAGGACUUGGUGCAAAGAGUUCUGCUGUUGACAGGUUGAAUGCCAGUAGACACACCAAUGAAAGCUCCAAUACUCGGGAGCGGAUCGAGAAGAGCUCGACGAUUCUCAUUCGAGACCAGGUCGGCGACUCCUCGGCUCAAAACAGCAAGCUGGACCACAUCGAAGGGCAGCUGGGAGACCUGACGCAGCUAGUGGGAACCCUCCUUGCGAGUCAGAAGGAAAAGUCGAAGUCGAGUGGGGGGAGUAAAGAUAAUAAAGAACAGGAGGCUAGAAUUGCAGCCGAGUUGGAGACCUUGGAAAAGUUGAAAUAUCUGUUUGAGCAACAGCUGCAAAAUAAAAGCAACAGCAGUCAAAGUUCGAAUGCAACCACAAGCAGCACAAUGAUGAAUAUUAGACAUCAUAACCAGUACAUUAGUACUGUAAAUGAGAAGAAUCGAAUUACCUUCGACCAGCUGUGCGCAUUGCGAGAGCGAACCCGCCACUUGCGCCUGGAACUGAACCAGCUGAAGCGAGCACAUGCGAACCACGUGACCGCGAGCCAGCUCAUGAUCCGAGAGGCGUCCCAGAAGAUCUGUGCGGCCAUAGAAGCAUUCGCACAACAUGCCAGGAAGGACGAAGAGGCGAGGGGAAAGAGGACUUCGGCAUUGGCACAGGCAUGGGCUCUUCAUCUGGCGACCCUGGACAAACUGGAAUCGGAGAUAAGUGAGAUGGAGUUGAUGUUGGAGAAGAUGCGGAGUGAUGCGGACCACUACUCGAAGUUCCCUCCUUCCAAUAACCAGCAGAGACAGGAGUUGAAGACCAUCUGGGACAGAAGGGUGGAACAACUUACACACAGUGUACAGGACACAGGCAUACUCAUCUCUAAGGUCAAAGUGGAUCUUCUGGAGUUCGAGACCCAGAUGGGAGACCUAGUGAGACUGGGUGGGGGAGUGGGCGAGGGCCAGAGGAGACUGCUGAAGGAUGGGCCAGAACGACUGGCUUUGUUCAUAGAGCGAAUCAGACUGCUGAACAGCAGACUGUCCCAGCUGAAGACACUGGAGAUGGAAGUGUUGAAUUUUCAGUUGCAUGUAGAGGAUGUGUCGUCAUUGAGCAGGCCACAGUCCACUCCGCCAGAGGUGCCUUUGCAUCUAAACAUCGGCUCCUCUGAGAGCGAGAGACUGAACAUCAUAGGAAUGGGAGGUGCGGACAGUCGCAGCUCCUCUCUGAAGAGAGUAGGAAGAGGGGGACGACAGCCGGUGAAAGUGAGCACGUCUACAGCUGCCAACAGGUACAACCUGGACUCAACUUCAACUACAAAUCUCGACGGAAGUUCUCUCUCCCUCAACAACAAUAGGUCUUUGUCUCGAAGCUACGGAUCUCUGAACAACUCGAAUAUGUAUGCAACGAACAACACAAACAACAAUGUCAACAACACCAGUUACUCUCUGUUCGAGCAACACAGCUACUCUACAAACAAAGACGGGAAGGGCUCCACAGUUACUUCUACCAGGACUGCAGGAUCAGGAGGCGCUCAGGCGGAGAAGGACAGGACUGACCUGAUGAUGUUGAUGACAGACCUGGACGCCUUCUCGCCCCAGAUGGCGUCUCUGAGUCAACUGACUAACCAGCAGUCGAGCAAGAGGAAAACCAGCGCCAGUCAAAUGAAACGGAAGAGAGCGGAGAGCACACGCGACAGACGAAAUGACGAAUUCUCUGGCUCGAUUCUGGACACAGCCUACGCGUCUGACAGGGACUCAAAAGAGGUGAUCCGUAAGAAUAGCAGCAGCAUGAUGAACACUUCCUCCUCCUCCAAGAGCACCACCCGAGUGGUCAAUCGGGAAACUGUCAUCGACGACUACUACUCGGCAUUGCAUCAAUUGCAACGGACUAACCGUGAACAUCUUUCCUCUUCGCGCGGGAAUCUGCGGCGAGCGAACUAGACGACUCCAACCAGAGAUGUCGCACGGACUUGUUAGUUGGCAGUUCGAAACCUCUAGUCGGCGGCAGCCUCUCUAGCUUACUUCGGUCGGGGUCCCCCCACCGCAGGGCCGCCAUUGAGUCCCGGUAGCACUGCACCAGUUCGGCCGACAAAGCGAAACAAGUCACGACUUACACUUACUACACGAUCACAAAGAUG